CCCCACCCCCGCUGCCGCUCAACAUGCAACAACAUCGGGCCCAUUCUCGCUCCAUGUCGUCACUUCCUCCGGAACCCUUUAUGAUUAUGCGUUCCAAGGCGUUGAAUCGUCGGGUAUGUAUAAAUGUGGGGGGUGUCAAACACGAAGUGCUGUGGCGGACGCUGGAGAGACUCCCGCAUACGCGUCUGGGACGACUUCGAGACUGCAACACCCACGAAACCAUCAGUGAACUCUGCGACGAUUAUUCCCUCAUCGACAACGAGUACUUCUUCGACCGUCACCCUAAGUCCUUCAGUUCCAUUCUCAACUUCUACCGCACCGGCAAGUUGCAUUUGGUGGACGAGAUGUGUGUGCUCGCGUUUAGUGACGACUUAGAGUACUGGGGCGUGGACGAGCUGUAUCUGGAGUCUUGCUGCCAGCACAAGUACCACCAGAGGAAGGAGCACGUUCACGAGGAGAUGCGCAAAGAGGCCGAGUCUCUCCGGCAGAGGGAGGAGGAGGAGUUCGGCGAGGGGAAGUGCGCGCAGUACCAGAAGUGGCUCUGGGAUCUGCUGGAGAAACCCACCACGUCCAUCGCCGCCAGGGUGAUAGCCGUCAUCUCCAUCCUGUUUAUUGUACUGUCGACGAUCGCAUUGACGCUCAACACCAUCCCCAGCCUUCAGGUGAAUGACGAAAAGGGCAACUUUCAGGACAAUCCUCAACUAGCGAUGGUCGAGGCGGUGUGCAUCACUUGGUUUACGCUUGAAUACGUCCUCCGCUUCAGUGCUUCCCCAAACAAGUGGAAGUUCUUUAAAGGUGGCCUCAACGUCAUUGACCUCUUGGCCAUCAUGCCUUACUUCGUGUCCUUGUUCCUUCUCGAGACCAACAAGAACGCGACGGAUCAGUUUCAAGACGUGCGUCGUGUGGUCCAAAUCUUCCGGAUCAUGCGAAUUCUUCGAAUCCUGAAGCUGGCCCGGCACUCCACGGGUCUUCAAAGUCUCGGCUUCACGCUCAGAAACUCUUAUAAGGAACUUGGUCUCCUCAUGCUUUUCCUUGCCAUGGGCGUGCUCAUAUUUUCGAGUCUCGCUUACUUCGCAGAGAAAGAGGAAAAGGAUACUAAAUUCAUCAGUAUACCUGAGACGUUUUGGUGGGCUGGUAUCACCAUGACUACAGUUGGCUAUGGGGACAUUUACCCGACAACCCCGCUGGGGAAAGUCAUAGGAAGUGUCUGUUGCAUUUGUGGGGUCCUGGUUAUUGCGCUACCCAUUCCCAUCAUCGUAAACAAUUUUGCGGAGUUUUACAAGAACCAGAUGAGAAGAGAAAAGGCACUGAAGAGACGGGAGGCCUUGGAACGUGCCAAGCGGGAGGGAAGCAUCGUGUCCUUCCACCACAUCAACUUGAGGGACGCCUUCGCCAAGAGCAUGGACCUGAUCGACGUCAUUGUGGACACAGGCCACAACGUGCCCCAGACUGAUGGAAACAGCACGGAAGGCGAGAGCGCCAGCGGUACCACUGGACGGACGACGCAGGUUGGAUGCUACCGCAACUUCGACCACUUGCCUAGCCGACAUCGCCGAAGCAACUCUUCCCAACCUGCACCGAGUCUUCCUAUAGCAACUGGGCCUGAUGGAGGCUUGAGCAGUCCACCUCCACCGCCCCAGAUGCAACAGCAGCAGCAACUUCUGCUCGACCUGCCCCUGGUGACGCAACUCGGCGACGAAUCACCAGAGGCCCAGACCGACGAGCACCAGCCACUCACGCGCUCUCCAGAGGGCUACACCUCUCCGGACAACAACAAAAAAGUCGACAAGAAAUUCGAGAAACUUGAUGAUUUCCCUAGUGAGUUCGAAUGUUGCUUUUGCACCUCGAAGGAAUUCAAAGAAUUUAUUGAUGCGGAAUAUCUAAUGCCACUGCCGACGAGCGACUUUCGAAACCCAGUGUGUCUCGAGAUGAAGAAACUGAAGAGCGGAUACUGGGCACAAGCGGCUGGUGGCGGCGGCAAUAACGUGCCGAUGAGUAUUGACCUGAGUGGGGCAAAUAAGAUCGGAGCCAACAACAAUAACAACGGAGACCUCGGAAGCGUCGACAGUUCCGACACCUACGCAAGUUGCAACACGCAUCCGUUCCACUCCCAAGGAGACCUUACGUCCGACAUCAUGGACCCAAGUUGUGCUAUAGUGGACCUCGUGCUGGACAGCAAUCUCUAUGUGAAUCCACUGGACAGCCAGAGGAGCACAGACAAUAGUCCACUUCAGCAGCAACAGCAGCCUCUGGUGUUGUCUACUCUGCCGACAAGUAGAGGCAACAUGGGGGUCGUCAAGAAGAGUGCGUCUGGGGACACGGCUCUGCGAAGUCUGGGCGCUUCCCCCAUGGAAGAGUCCUUCAAGGGAUUUGGUGUCGUUGCGUCUGAGAGGGGGAGCAGAGGCAGUCUUAAUGACACUCCUCUUCCUAAACACAGGAAAACGAGGUUCCAGCAGGGUGUUAAGCCUCGGACGAGGUUCGGGGAGCCAGAACGGGCAACGGGAGAUUCCCAGGAGAGCCUUGACACCAAACACCGAGGUUCUAGCAAGAGGUCCAGCUUCAUGUCCACGCGCAGCAUCGCCUCGGCAACAAGACUCAUCAACCAGCAUCUGUUCGGGAUUCAGACCCUCGGAGGUAAGGAAGGAGGCAGCAAAUCAUCACUGUCAGUGGAUUCCAUUGACAGCAGGACAAGUCCUACACUGGAUCAAAAUCGUCGUUCGAAGUCCAUCCUGAAGAAAUCGGACAGUAGCGGACAUCACAGGAACGGACGUUCAGCAGAUCCAGAAACAGAGAAACUGAUUUCGGACAAUACUUCUGGUGCCAGCAUGUCUGACAAUGGUGGUGGGGGGUGUGGUACUGGGCCAGAUUCUGAAUAUUCACCCAACAAACUGCCUGUCCCAGCAGCUACUGUAUCGCCUCCAGCGACACCCGCCAUGGCACGACAUCCUCCAAAGCUACAACACUUUCGUGGCAUAGGGCCUAAAUCUGGUAUGAAACCCCAUGCUCUUCCUAUAAAGUUCGUAGGACUAAGUCAAGAGGGCGACAAGACACGGAGGUUAAAAUCGCCACUCCUUGUGUUGGACGACUUUCUUGGCGGUGAAAAGCACGCUCGAGACGAAGCGGCGGUUGAGAACAAAUACAAGGAAAGACUGGAGGCGGUUGUGGGAGGGUGUGUGUCGGCGCCAGGGGAUGGUGGUUGUUGCGGUGCUGUAGAAAUGGCAUCACCUUUGUACAUAUGCCCCCCGCCACCGCCUGCAGUGGAUGAUCACUCGCCCACCGAGGAGACCAAGUUACUGCUACACCAGACGGCAGUGGAGCUAAUGCCACCUAUCGGGCGACAUCAAGGUGGUGGCGCUGUAGCCGGAAGUGGCGAGCAAAGGACGAAACAGAAGCAGGAGCUACCUACAUCGUAGCAGUCACUGCAGCGGUCAUCUCUCUGCUAUGCCAGAUUCAACUACUAUACGAGUGACGCUGUAAUUUCUUUCUGGUGGUGGAACAAAGUGGUUUGAUAGUCAGCAGAGAGAUGUCACCAGGUACUGGAUAAACAAGACGGCAAGAGAGGUAACAGCUGGUUAACACAACCACAUGUGAUUUGUUUGGAACAUUUUCGAAAAUUAAAUGUGAAAUUAUCUCAGUCAGAUUAACUUCAGUGAUAUGAGGUUUCAUAAGAAAUGGAUGUUUACCCAUAAAGAAACUAUUAAAGCAGAAAACAAAUUAUAGUCUUUUGUAUACAGAAACAAGGCAUGAACAUUCUUCUAGACAUCAUUAUCAUGAUAAGAAUGAAAGAAAACAUCCACUCUGAUUAAAUCAACCUUUUCCAAUUGAAGUUCAUUCCAAAUGUACUAAAUAAAAUGUACCCAUCAGGACUACAAGGCAUAGAAACAAAUCUUAAUGUGAGUGUGCACCAAAGAAGCACUUGUGGUCAUGGCAGGAAAAUGAUUUCUCUGUAAUGGAAAAGGUGUAGUAUAAAUUUAACACAAUAAACAAAUAAUACUGAUGAACACUGCAGAGGCUUGGACAAAGAGAGCUAGUUACUGGAUACAAGAAUGUAAAAGGCCUCUGGUAACUUGCUGUGACACAAAUAAGACUGAAUUACCAGCCAGUUCUGACAAUUACAAGUGAUUAUCAUCUAGGCACUAAACAUUCUUGCCCAAAACUGAGGAACUAUUUUCCAUUUAAAUGAAAGCCUAGGCACAGUCAGAAUGGAAUUACAUCAAAGGAGUAACCUUUUGUAUAACAUACUAAAAUUGGCAAUAAGAGGUUAAAAAUAAUUGUCUGAUUACAAAAUGUGGCUGGUAUUGCUUUAGUUUUAUUUAUUUGUUUGAACAUUGUGCUUUGGACACAUUCUCACAUGUUUGAUACACAAAUAGUUAUUAUGGUCAUAUUCCAAAAAAUAUGAAGUGCCGUAAGAAGUGUUGGAAGACUGCAAUUGAAUGAGAAUUUUAUGAUUCACAAGUGAAAAUCUGCCAACAUUUUUUGACUGGAAUGGAUGCUAGAUGCAAAACCUGGAGAGACUUACAUAUACACAGUAAACAAUCAAUACAGUCCCAGGUAGUGAGAUCUGUUAUUAUGAAAUUCAUCUGACUGAAACAAAAUAUCUCCAUUGUUCAAGAACAUAUGAAAUCUAAAACAUUCUGAUUGCAAGCAAUAUUAUUGAUGGCAAAGCAUUAUUUUAGUAGUGUUGUUAAUGGUUGCAAAAGAAAGGGAAGUUUGCAAAAGCUUAUUUCUGCCUGUGAUUCUUUUUUGUAAUAAACUAAUAAAAGUGACCAUCAUUAUAUGUUUUUGGUGAUGUGAAUAGUUUUAAAACUGGCAACUUAUUGUCUAGUGUACUUGUUUUGACAGCAACACUUUCAACAUGACUCCUUUCCGUUGUAUGAAAAAAAGACGUGUGAAAUUUAAAAAAUAUGGUCAUGUGGUUGGUGAUUAUGGAUGACAGAAAAAUUGUAAUGAACCACACCCAGAAACAGAAAAUACUGUAGGAAAUAUGAACCUUAGUGAGAUUUAUAGACAGAGUUACCACUUGCAAGUGAAAUAAUAUGUGCUCAGAUUUUUCAUUGAGGAAGUUUGUUGCAAGUACUCAAUUUGCAUAUAUUGAUCUCAAACCUGUUUUGUGAUAACCACUUCUAAGACAGUGACAUUAAAAUUUAGUAAAUUUUUCCUUGCACUAUGACAAACUACGAUUGCCAAAUUUGGUUCAAAUUAUUCAGUUUUAAAUAUCUGACUAUCAAGUAUGUAGUGCAAUUAAGGCAGUAUAUCUUCCUGGCAUGAUGAUGUAGUUAUGUUAAAGACUGAUGAAGGAUUUACAUUUCUGCAUACUAGAUAUUUUAUAUUUCACAGAUAGCAUUUAUUAUAUACAAAAUUCUGAGUAAUAUCAAUAUUUUAUUCUUGCUGAAAAUGACCUUUGAUAAAACUGCUUACUUCUAUCUAAUCGCAUUCUUCUACUUAAUUUUCAUUUGCUUGAUCCAUUCUGAGAGAAUUAUUAAUGCAUUGCACACUUUGGUUCAAUUCCUGGCAGGCACAGGAAUUUUUGUCUUCUCCAUCAUGUCCAGACUGACUGUGGGAUCCACCUUGAUUCUUAUCCAUUGAGUACCAGAUUUGAUAAGAAAAUUCUACAAAUGUAGACAUCAUAAUUAGUGCCAGCAACAUAAGAACUGUUAAAAUUUCUCAGUAAACUGAAGCAUAAGAAUGAAACAGAUGGCUGUCUUCUGGGUUGUGCCGUGUAGUCUGGUAGAAUAUUACCAACAUUUCAGAGGUCCGUGCUACCUCUAUCAUCAGCGUGAUGACGGUGCUACAAGUCAGAAGACAGCCCUGUUCAUACUCAGUGCUGUAAAAAUUUCAAUUCCUAUUCCAGCAAGUACAACUGGAAAAUAAAUAUGAAUAGUUGCAAACCCUGUUGACAGUAUAUUAACCAUGUCUGUCUGCUACGGUAAAAGAAUGCAGAGAAAAGCUCAUUAAGAAAUACAGCAUAUAUUUUUCUAGUCCCAUUGCAAUAUAAUAGUGUUAUAUGAUUUGAAAGAAAGCAAUAAUUAUCUUUACUGUUAUUUCAGGCAAAGCUGUUCUCAGGUUGGUAAGGAAGGGAUUAUUUAUUUACUAGAGUAACGGCAGAAACUGAGAAAAUCAGGUAUUUUAUGCAAGGAUUUUAUUUAAUGGUCCUUCUCAUUGACGAGGUCGAUAAUGUGGGAAAAACAGCCGGUGUUCUUCCAAGAUUCUCUAGGAACUGCUGCUGUCAUAAAUAUGUGAUGUUCUUUUUCAGCUGUUUUCCUCCACUUCUUCUGUUCUACUGUUUUCUCAUUGGGCAAAACUAAGGAACACAUUAAUUUGUUAUAUCAAAAUAUAUUGAAAUAAGUCCACACAGUGUCACAACCUAGGAAAGAAAUAGGGUUUUGGGAGUGAGGGGUAUUUUGUAUUUAUCUGGCUGAGAACAGGGACCAGUGGCUCUAAUAAACAUAAUUAACCUUCAUAUUUCAUAAAAAAACAAUAAAAUCCUUCAAUCUGACAGCUGGCUCUACAGGCUCCAAACCCCACACAGAAUAUGCUUCCUGUUAUUUUUCUGUUUGGUUUUUCUCAAACUGUCGGUCUGCAUAGAGCAAGGAAAACUUACAGAUGCAAUGAACCUGAAUGAAACCUACAUUAAUUAUGUAAAGCUUAUGCCAGUAGCGACUAUUUGUAUCACCGAUGAUAUUUGACUAAUACGUUUGGAACUGUGGUUCCAAAACAGUAUGUAUAAACAGUAAAUUCAUAAAAUUUGGUCAUCAUUUAUUUUGAAUUUGAAAUUUUCCUAAAGAGCAUUUAUUUUUAUAUACUUGGGUGGGAAAUUACAGGAAAAAAAAAAGCAUGUGACAAUGUUAUAGGCUCAAAUUAUACAUAUAUGCUUGUGAGCCAAUUAUUCCUUCAUUUAAUAUGUGAUUCCAUAAAAGAUUAAUUUUUAGUAUGUACGUUUAUAAUUUUAUUGGGACUUAUUAAUAGUAAUAAGUGUACAAAAUUUGUAUAUAGAUAUUUAGAAAGCAGGAAUAGUUUGCAGUCAGGUUAAAUUGAAUCUGUGGAGCAGAUAUUGCAACUCUACAGUCAUAAUCUCGUGGUGAUGUUACACUGUAUUUUAUAUUGUUACUGUUUUAGAUAUAAGAAAUGGUGGUCCUUCAGUGGGCCAGUUAUACAUACUAAAAAGUUGAACCUGUAAAUAAGUAAUUCAGGUUACAAUGAUAUGAUAAAGGAGAUAUCUACGUUCUGGUAUGCUCAUAGUUAGAGCACACUAGAGCACUAUUUUCUAUUUUAAUGUUUUCAGAGGGCUCAUCUUUGAAACAUUCAGUAAUAGAAAAUAAAAAUUACUCAUUACAUAAAUUAAAAACAUUUGGUUUUCUAACAAGAAUAUGAAUGCAAGGAGCAUAAAAUGCAUAAUUUAUGGACUGUUGUGAGUAUUCUAAUGCCAAAAUUAUGUUAGGAUAGAAUUAUAUUUCCUUGUGUAUAAAUUAAAUUCAGCUUCACAGUGUGAAGUAAAUGGAAGGAUUAGAAUGAAGCUAGUUCAGGGUGGUGUUGUUGAGUUCAAAGAGUUGGUGCUAUGGUUACUAGGACAGUUGGGCACAGCUGGUAAAUACAACAGAGUUGUUAUUCAUGUUCCAUUCAAGGCCACUACAUAGCAAGUAAUAUUAUUGCUGUCAAUAGAAACAUAAUACACUAAAUUCUUUGUACAUACAUAUUAUAUGUUGAUUACAAGUGUUAUGUUCCAUAGUAGAUUUCCCCUAUAAAAUGACUGUGUGCAUGGGUAAAGGAUGGAUGUUUGCACAUAACAGUGACAACAAAUGCACCUUGUUCAAGUAAAUGCCAUCAGUUGUCUGGUAAGUCCAUUGUUGUUUUACAUCAUGAUACAUAAACCUCUUGCAUACAUGUUUUGGUAGUGGCUGUUUUACCCUGAACCAUAUCUCAUGACAUUGUAUGAAGAUUACACAACACUGAAAAACAAUCUUUAAAAUUAUAAUAAAUUUUACCAAAAUUAUUAUGAAUAUUACUUAUAAAAGAAAGUAACACAACAUAAAACACAAACACAUGUCAUGUCAUGAAUAUAUUUGUUAAGUUUUUUCAUAUGUAUUACAAAUUCUUGUUAGUUAUAAUAUGUAAUAUAAAGUUCAUAAGUGUGAUAGGCGUCUUUGUAAAAAUGGUAGCAGCUUGGAUAACAAUUCCCAUCUGCCUCCAUUUUCAGUCAUACAAUAAAUAAAUAAUUAAAUAAUAAAUUUAAAAAUAAUAAUAAAUGA
Zootermopsis nevadensis is the source of this 8246-nucleotide messenger RNA. NCBI's taxonomy places the organism in Eukaryota, Metazoa, Arthropoda, Insecta, Blattodea, Termopsidae. The record is from RefSeq and is a predicted model, not a curated record.